AUGAUCGAUUUAAGAUUGAGAGUAUAUUGUAACGCAAGUAGACAUGGCGAGAAGAUAUUCAAAAAGAAAGUUAAAGAAGCUUUGAUUGUCGAAUAUUUAAGACGUAAUAUUUUACAGGUAUUUUUAUUGUUUUUCAAAGAAAUAUACAGAGUAUCGGCAAGUGGAACGGACAAAACGAAAGUGACGUUUUGCACGGACGUGGAUAAAUCUGUAAUAGUACAUAAUUUCGAGAAGAGGGGAUGGGUUCAAGUUGGUCCGGAGGAUGACUGGAAUUUUUAUUGGGCAGUCACGCAAUCGUGCAGGAAUAUAUUCAGUGUAGAAACAGGAUAUAGGAUGGACGACAAACAAAUAAUUAAUCAUUUCCCGAAUCAUUACGAAUUAACUCGAAAAGACUUGUUGGUGAAAAAUAUAAAACGCUACCGGAAAGAAUUGGAACGCGAGGGAAAUCCUUUAGCGGAAAGAGGAGAUGGCCCGGGAAAAUACCUUUAUCUCGAUUUCAUACCUAUCACGUUUGUUUUACCGGCAGACUACAAUAUGUUCGUUGAGGAGUACCGAAAAUCACCACAAAGCACGUGGAUUAUGAAACCGUGCGGCAAAUCACAAGGCGCUGGAAUAUUUCUAAUCAAUAAAUUAAGUAAACUGAAGAAAUGGUCUCGAGAAGCAAAAAACCCAUUCAAUCCAAAUUUAACGAAAGAAUCGUAUGUAAUAUCCAGGUACAUUGACAAUCCGCUUCUAAUAGGAGGAAAAAAGUUUGAUCUGAGGCUAUACGUUCUUAUUACGUCUUUUCGACCAUUAAAAGCGUAUCUCUUCAAACUAGGAUUUUGCCGAUUUUGUACAGUCAAGUACGACACUAGUAUUCAAGAAUUAGAUAAUAUGUAUGUUCAUCUCACGAACGUGUCUGUGCAAAAGCAUGGUGAAGAAUAUAAUAGCAAGCAUGGUGGUAAAUUAAGCGUGCACAAUUUGAGAUUAUACUUGGAAAGCACGCGUGGGAAAGCGGUCACGGAAAAGCUAUUCGCAAACAUCACUUGGUGCAUCGUGCAUUCUUUGAAAGCUGUCGCUCCAGUUAUGGCAAACGAUCGACACUGCUUCGAGUGCUACGGCUAUGACAUCAUCAUCGAUAAUGAUCUUAAACCGUGGCUUAUCGAGGUGAACGCAUCUCCGUCGUUGACAUCCACCACAGUAAACGAUCGAAUCUUAAAAUACAAAUUAAUCGACAACAUAAUUUCAAUCGUCGUACCACCUGAGGGUGUCCCAGACGUAAGAUGGAACAAGUGUCCACCACCGGAAGCAUUGGGGAAUUUCGAGCUCCUCCUGGACGAAGAACUCGUCGCUCAAGAGGAGAAAGAAUAUUCGUCUGGGAAAUAUCGAAGUUCCUCCAGCAAAUGGAAAUAAAUAUUCCACUAUUCCUAAACAACGAGAAAAAGUGUCCUUUGGAUAAAAUAUCGAAAGGUGGGAUCACGAGGCAUGCGUAGAAGCAACAGGCAUAGCCUGCUUUAAUCGUCAAGGCGCAUGUACCAAAUCUUCGAAAUGCAUAUAUUCCAGUUUAUUUUGCUCGCGUACAACACAAUUUAUCGUAACUUGCCGUGAUUCCCUGAGAAAAGAGACACACGUGUGCUAACAUCCAAGGCAUUAAAUCUUCUAACAAAUGUUUGACGAAGUGACACGAACGCGUUAUAUCAAUCGGUAUAUAAGGGUGAAUCUUCUUCGGGGGUGGUUUAGAUAUGUUCUAACCGGUGUUCCGUCACGCGAUACGCUACGCGAAAGUUAUGAUAGAAUUAUACUAAUCCAAUAAAAGAGAAGUUUCUCGAA
Messenger RNA from Bombus huntii, 1809 nucleotides. RefSeq names its product polyglutamylase complex subunit TTLL1-like (gene TTLL1B). Lineage: Eukaryota; Metazoa; Arthropoda; Insecta; Hymenoptera; Apidae. Gene Ontology annotation, cellular component: cilium. The record is from RefSeq and is a predicted model, not a curated record. The transcript is spliced from 11 exons. Gene Ontology annotation, molecular function: tubulin-glutamic acid ligase activity; metal ion binding; ATP binding. Gene Ontology annotation, biological process: microtubule cytoskeleton organization; protein polyglutamylation. The coding region runs from base 1 to 1392 and encodes 463 amino acids.